This is a messenger RNA of Rhipicephalus sanguineus (brown dog tick), 5198 nucleotides long. Its product is annotated as beta-1,4-N-acetylgalactosaminyltransferase bre-4. The record is from RefSeq and is a predicted model, not a curated record. Lineage: Eukaryota; Metazoa; Arthropoda; Arachnida; Ixodida; Ixodidae. Gene Ontology annotation, biological process: glycosphingolipid biosynthetic process; carbohydrate metabolic process. Gene Ontology annotation, molecular function: N-acetyl-beta-glucosaminyl-derivative 4-beta-N-acetylgalactosaminyltransferase activity.
GGGCAAUUUUAUAGCAAUUCACAUUUUGUGCGCCAAUAACAGGAAGUCGAAGGAAGGUACAGACGCCACAAUAAAGAGGACAGGAGUAGCUGUCACUCUCGUUCUAAAAAAAAUACUCCAAGUACCCCGCCCAUAGACGAACAGAGCAUCCAAGAAAAUCCGGAAGACCAGUGGGAGGCGUUGAUGACGUGACUAAACCCUGAGGACCAGCUCCGACUGGUGGACAGGGCUCUGGCAUCAGCUGAAAGCCAUGGCUAACUGGAAUGAGGAAGUCACCCCCCUCUGGGCGAAGAGAACGCGCGCCUGGUCAGACAAUAAUGUUUAAUUCUCUCUCUGCCAAACCUAUAAACGACUGUUGUCUGUAUACAUAUGCUCCAUUCAUCUCUCAUUAUCCGUGUGGUGUCGUCCAUUUGGGUUCGAAGCACUCGCAUGUGGACACAAUCUCUAUGUCUCCGAAUAUAUUCUAACCGUCUACACGCAUGCGCCGUCCAUGCAGAUGCGUCGACUUUGUGGAAGUGGGGUGGUAAACAAUCAAUAAAGUAGGACCCACUGUUAGUAAGAUAGUCACGAGGGUUUGAUGCGUGCUGAAGUAUGCACUCGUAAACGCUUUUGAGAGCAAUGCACCAUACAGUUGACGUCAGUGCUGCGCCGUGCCGUGAUACAUAACUAUAAGCGUGAUGACAUGACUCAUAUCGAAGCAUUCUCUUUGAGCUCUUUUGUGCUCCCACUCCGCGCUAUCUCUGAGCUGUUGACACGGCUACGAGUAUAAAGGAUCGCUUCUCAUGCUACAGAGUCGAGCGUAAUUUGUGAUGGAAGGCCGCCUGUCCUUAAUUUUCCAGCAACCACUGCAUCCAUGCCUAGUUCACUAAUCGAAUUAGGCAAUCUUAGCAACAAAACUCAGUCCCAUUUAAUAUGGAUUAGUUAGUACGAGUCUAGGGCUUGAGUAGCUGCCCGCGAGUUCGCGUCUCUCCUGCUAAAAUUAAAAAAAAAACUAAUUCUAAAAAUCUUUGUGGCAGUCGAUCCGCGAGGCAAUAAGUUCUUUUAACGAAGAAAUUCAAUGAUUACUUGAUUACUUAGAAAUGUGUUGCAGUGCCCCUUUCAAGGGCUACUGACACAAAAUUUUGCGGACAAGAUAGCGUACGGGACCAACUUCCGUGAACAUGCGUGCGUAUAUCGCCUACCAAAUCUCAACAGUGAAUCUAGCUUGGGAGGACAUUUAUAUAAAUUUUGAUGCUCGCGUGCAUGAUCUCGAGCUAUACGCCGCGCCUCGCGACAUUGGCAUCAUCCAAGGUGACCUGAAGAUGACCCCCAACUUCCGACACGUCACGACUGCGGCCAAGCUCCGAGCUGGCGCAGUUAGUAUGAUGACGUCAUAGCCGCUAAUGGGCUUUUGCCGCGCUUGGGCCAGCAGGCUGCUGUUCGGCGGCUCCUCGUGAGCCCGUGGCCACGGCGAAUGUGCGGAAAGUGUGGAAGCCUCAAUCAAGAAAGUCGUGACCACCAGGCGACUACGAUGAGGCGCCGCACAUGCGGCAGGUGAAAGAACGUCAGCAGACGAUGCAGGCAGCCGUCACAGGAGUCGGCGCAGAGGGGGCAGGCGUGGCGGUCGCCUCUCUAGGCAUCUAAAGGGCGGCACCGAUUCUGCGCGUACCUUUGCUCAGGCAUACUUGUGACGUCAUUGUUUAACGUGCGGGGUUAUGGCCGCGCAUGCUAGCUAUUUGACGACAAUGGUGGUCAACGACGCCUGUUGUUACAUUCCAAGAACUGUUCAAUUUCUACCUUUAUUUCCGGAAAGCCGGUUACCGAUUUCAGGCCGUUGUGAGAAGGGCGUCAUUGCUUCAUUUACAGUUUUGCAUCCAAUGCGGAGGGUUUCCUUUCGGCUCGUCCAUGUUCAGAUGCCUGCGCAUGCCAAUGAUCCCCAUACUGCUCCUUUUUUUUUUUUUUUUUUGCUCGGGAUGCUGUGUGCGAACUGCUUUACGAGAGACGUAGCAAGAUGCCGCUUAUGGCAAGUUGAGGCGCAUGAACCAAAUUGCGUGUAACGAUAAAUAAACGGUUCUUUGUGUCCCUAUUUUUCAUGCCACUGUAACGAGUAACUUUCUCCGAGCAGAAACGCUGUGUGCGAUUUCGACCCAACCAUCAAGGCAAGCCUGCUUUCUUGCGUCAGUAAAAUCAUCAUUCCAUCGAAUUGAGAAGAAGCAGAAGCGAGGAGUUUGGUUGUCGGGCAAAGCAAAUGCAACUGUCACAUAGUCGACAUAUUUUUUUCUGGUGUUGAAGUCAGUAACUAUCUCCUGUGUAACGAUUUAAUGACAUAAUUUAGCAUAGUAACGAAGAGAAAUGAUCCCAUUUUGUUUCGACAGGACAACCCGUUACCUUAUGAACCACGAGACAAACGUUGUUCGUCCCGCUCGAACGAACAGUAAAAGGUCACAUACGGGAAGCGUAUUUUACUGACCAACCUCCGGACGUCCCCAAAAAAGAAAAACAAAGAACUGUUAAGCUGCAUAACCAAAAAGGCAGAGAAAAAUGAUAACCGCGCAGGUGAACUCACACUCCUACCUAAAGAAAUUAACAAUUACACUUGUACCGGAAUUUUAGUAUUAUUUACGCUGCCGACUCUAUUAAGGGGGCAAGGUAGGAAUUUACUAUUUACAAACGCUCGCGUUAAUUCAUCUUCGCAGAACAGUGACAAGCACUGUUGUCCCCGCUGGCGCAAAAAUCGAAAGUCUAUAGGCUCCGUGACGUCUGCGCUGUUCGUGUUAGGAAUCGCGGGGGCAUUGUGGUUGCUUCGUUGUGGUCAUUGUAGUCACCUCGGAGUGAACGGCUGCUGACUUGUUGUUGCUACUGUUGCCCUCUGAGCAUGGCACAUACUCUUUCCAGGGCAUUGCCCGAGUAGUGGGUUAAUUUUUUUCAAUAUUUUCUGUAUUGCGUAGUUCCGAGAUGCGAUAAUUGUUUAAUCUAUUGAUUUGAACUGGCAAUUGUCAGUAAUUAAAUAUUUAAAGCCGGCAGAAUUUAGCGAGAUAUUCUUUUAGUCGCAAUGAUAAAGUCCUCAAUGGCGAAAGAAACAUCCAUCUGGCUGUAUCCAAGAGUAGCGGCCCCAAAAGAAAGAAGAACCGGCUUUGGUUAUCCGAGGCCUGGCUAUCGAAGAGGUGGUACCAGUAUUCGUUUCCUCACUGUAGUGAACAUGUGAGAGGAUAGAAAGAAAUGACCCCCUGAUUACAGAAGAGGCUCAAAGGGGAGUCACUAAACCAGAUCUAUGAAAGUAAAAAUUGAGGGAGGUAACACGGCAACAAAAUUUCGUGAUGGCCCCUUCCAUCAUACGUGAGCUAGAUAAUCCGCCGCGUCAGGGAAAUAAAAAGUGCUCGUACUCCGGAGAAGGAGUCAGUACUGAGUCUGAUAAACUUGUUCUGAAUGCAAGUACGCGAAAUCUCGCCGUCGCGAUGUGUGCUGUUAGUGCGAAAACACGAAUGAUAGACGCAAAAAAGCGACGUCUUUGGGAGAGAAUCCGCGAUUUAAUUUAAAAACAAAUCUUUGUGGUCAGGUACCCAGAUGAAAUUAAUACAUUGAAGAUGAACGGGAACCAGUGAUUUAAAGAGCUUCAGUGUAGGUGUGUCACCAAAUGCACAAAGAGAAGAGCACACAGAUAAUGAGUCAGUUAUAUUUGCCUCUACUUUAACCAAUGAACUUAACUCGCGUAAAGCUAAUAUUGUUGCCCUGAGGUCAGCAAGAAAGACAGGAAGGACAUCAGAGAGCCGUACUAAGAAAGACCAGUCAAGUUCAGGGUAUAAUAUAUUCUGAUGCCAGAUCUUUCCUCAGACUGCGAAGCUUCCGUUGUAAUACCAACAUUGCUUGGUAGAGUAUUUCGAUAGUCUUGCAACAACCAAUUUAAAAUGACGUAAGGUAGUAAUUUCGCGCGAUUCAGAAAAACAUCGUGAUACAAAAUUUCUGGAGAGUUACGCUGCAUAGCAAUAAAGAAGCACGUGCGUCCAAAGCAGCCACGAGCUUCUUCAUCCUCAUCCUCCUGCGACAUUAUUUAGACAACAUUGAUGAUCGUCCCCACUCAUUACCUUCUUCUUCGAACUUGCCUUUCGCAAACUCCUUUGAAAAAAAAACACCGAGUACGUCAAAGUCUUUAAACGCCUCUGGUGGUGACGUUGCAGCAGGCGGGUUAGCGUAGCAUACACAGCCUCUUGUACCGAAGAAAUCCUGCGUAGAGGCUUCCUAAAUGCCGCCGUUCCUACAGUUAACUCGUCUGUGUAGGUCGCGUACACGCUUAGAAAAACAAUUCAAGCAACUUCACUGACUUCACGACGCGAAGACUAGUUAAACAGUGGAGCUGGUUGCAUCAGACUGCUAUUUGGUUGCUUGACUUUGCUCUAUAACACUUUUGCCAACGUCUUCCUACACGAAAGCCCGGUCUUCCUAUCCAACGUCACGGAACAAUUCUUGCAACUCAUUUAAAGUACAGCUGCUUAUAUUGCGAUUGAGACGCGCACAACGAACGAAGAGGCCGUUUACACAUAUUGCGCAAGUGGAAUCCCGGGAAACACUAUGCGGUGGUCCACUUGAUGACAAAACCACAUUUGAGACUGCAAUGAUUCAAUUCAGGAGACAUCGACAACUGUAACUUGAGAGGUGACGGGGUCCCAUUUAGAUGUUACCGAAUAGCGGGGGCAUUAGGAGCAAUGGCCCGCAGCCUGAGUUUCAAGCUAGCCGUUGGUUGUGUUCUGACAUUCGUACUCGUGGAUGUCUGCUUCGACAUGAGUGGAUAUGGUGAAGGAGGUCUCAGGGCUAUGUUUCAAGGCCCUUUCGUGGUGGAUAGAAAAGGGGCUACUGCUGCUCAACGCCAAACGACCCCGACCUGGAAUCAAAGCCAUGCCGUCACCGGGAUUCCCAAAGAUGUGUUGAGUGACAGUUUACGAUCAAAUAUUUCUGUGCCAGAGCUGUGUCCCCUUGUAUCUCCGAAUCUGGUUGGCUACAUACCCACGAAGAUGGACGUACCGUCCUUAGACGCGGUGGAAAACGAGUUUCCUGACGUAAUGCCGGGUGGCCACUUCCGGCCAAAGGAAUGCACAUCCCGGCACAGGGUGGCUAUUCUUAUACCAUACCGAAACCGGAAAGAACACCUGAGGAUAUUUAUAUACAACAUUCAUCGGGUUCUGGCGAGGCAGCAGAUUGACUACGGUGUCUUCGUCAUCGAGCAG